CAACAUAUUCCAAACAUCACCAAAUAUCGUACAAAAGAAUCAAAAUGGCAUCAAUUCAACCCAACUUCUAUUUUCCUUACCCCCUCAACCCUCCACCUUCACCUUUCCACCCUUUUAACCCUCCACCACCUCAUUCCUUCCAAUCUCCACCACCAUCACCACCAGCUCAUUCAUUUCCUCCACCUCCUCCACACGGACACCCUCCACCACCAUCAUCUCAUCCACUUCCCCCUCCACCACCACAUGCUCGCCCACCAUCGUCUCAUCCAUUUUCCCCACCACCACCACAUGCUCGCCCACCAUCGUCUCAUCCAUUUUCCCCACCACCACCACACGUCCAUCCACCGCCGUCUCCACAUCAUCCGAUCACCCCUCCUCUACCUCCGCACGUCCGCCCACCCCCACCAUCAUUUCCACCUUCUCCCUCUCCAUACCACCCUACAGUCAUUAUCAUUGUGAUCAUCGCAUUCGGCGGGAUUGCCUUGCUUUCAAUGCUUGCUUUCGCAUUAUUUUGCUGCAUUCAGAAGAGGAAGAAGAAAACACAAGAAACCGAUAUGGUUCACAUCGACGAACAUAAAAAGAUUACAGAAACAAUUGUGCCUGGUCCUUUUGGAAAACCAACAGUCAUAAUUUCGGUCGAAGAUGAUGUUCAUGUUGAUGAAGUCAUCAAGAAGAAUGAAGCAGUUGGUCAUGGUUUACAUGCUGAAGCAUCUAAAGCUGAAUCAGAUCAAAACAAUAUUGCUACUAGUAGUAAUGAAAAUGCAACAACUACUACUUCUCCUGGUCGUGAACAUCAUCAUAUUCAUCCAUAAAUUGAGAAGAAAGCCUUCAUGGUGGGAAGUGUUUGUGUGUAUAUUCCCACAGAGAUAUUAUAUAUUCACGUACAUGGACUCCAAACAAAGGAUCCUAAUUCACCUAAAAAUUACUUUUAUGAAUAAAUAUAUAUCAUUCAUUUUAUUUUAUUUUCUUCCAUUUUGGUUUAAUAAACCAUUCAUUUGUAAAAGCUCCUUCUAACAAAAGUAUAUCUAAUUUGAAUUUGAAUAUA
Lathyrus oleraceus (garden pea) is the source of this 1045-nucleotide messenger RNA. Its product is annotated as protein TRACHEARY ELEMENT DIFFERENTIATION-RELATED 7. Gene Ontology annotation, biological process: plant-type secondary cell wall biogenesis. The transcript has a single exon. The coding region runs from base 45 to 812 and encodes 255 amino acids. NCBI's taxonomy places the organism in Eukaryota, Viridiplantae, Streptophyta, Magnoliopsida, Fabales, Fabaceae. The record is from RefSeq and is a predicted model, not a curated record.